Molecule: messenger RNA, 4746 nt
Organism: Heterocephalus glaber (naked mole-rat)
Lineage: Eukaryota; Metazoa; Chordata; Mammalia; Rodentia; Bathyergidae
Gene: Ptpn1
Product: protein tyrosine phosphatase non-receptor type 1
Biological process (GO): peptidyl-tyrosine dephosphorylation; negative regulation of PERK-mediated unfolded protein response; negative regulation of ERK1 and ERK2 cascade
Cellular component (GO): cytoplasm; endoplasmic reticulum; early endosome
Molecular function (GO): protein kinase binding; non-membrane spanning protein tyrosine phosphatase activity
Source: RefSeq, a predicted model, not a curated record
GCGGGGUGCGUACUUCCGGCUGCCGGGUUGACAUGAAGUAACAGCGGCUCCUAGGGCGGCGGUAGCGGCUGGAGUCACAGCUUGGAGUGGGCCUCAGGGCUCAGAGCGAGAGGCAGCCUAGAGCGGCAAGCGGUGUAGCUGGCCGAGGAGUGGAGCGCAGUAGCCGCCCUGGCCCGUCAUGGAGAUGGAAAAGGAGUUCGAGCAGAUCGACAAGGCCGGGAGCUGGGCGGCCAUUUACCAGGACAUCCGACAUGAAGCCAGUGACUUCCCCUGUAAAGUGGCUAAGCUUCCUAUGAACAAAAACCGAAACAGGUACCGAGACGUCAGUCCCUUUGACCAUAGUCGGAUUAAACUACAUCAAGAAGAUAAUGACUAUAUCAAUGCUAGUUUGAUAAAAAUGGAUGAAGCUCAAAGGAGUUACAUUCUCACCCAGGGCCCUUUGCCCAAUACGUGCGGGCACUUCUGGGAGAUGGUGUGGGAGCAGAAGAGCAGGGGCGUGGUCAUGCUCAACCGAGUGAUGGAGAAAGGGUCGCUAAAAUGUGCACAGUACUGGCCAGAAAAAGAACAAAAAGAGAUGAUCUUUGAUGACACAAAUCUGAAGUUAACAUUGAUCUCAGAAGACAUCAAGUCAUAUUAUACAGUACGACAGCUAGAACUGGAAAACCUUACAACUCAAGAAACUCGAGAGAUCUUACAUUUCCACUAUACCACAUGGCCUGACUUUGGAGUCCCUGAGUCACCAGCCUCAUUCCUGAACUUUCUUUUCAAAGUUCGCGAGUCAGGGUCUCUCAGUGCAGAGCAUGGCCCCAUCGUGGUGCACUGCAGUGCUGGCAUCGGCAGGUCGGGGACCUUCUGUCUGGCUGACACCUGCCUCUUGCUGAUGGACAAGAGGAAAGACCCUUCGUCUGUGGACAUCAAGAAAGUGCUGCUGGAAAUGAGGAAAUUCCGGAUGGGGCUGAUCCAGACGGCUGACCAGCUGCGCUUCUCCUACCUGGCUGUGAUCGAAGGUGCCAAAUUCAUCAUGGGAGACUCCUCGGUGCAGGAUCAGUGGAAGGAGCUUUCCCACGAGGACCUGGAGCCCCCACCCGAGCACGUGCCCCCUCCUCCCCGGCCACCCAAACGAGUCCUGGAGCCACACAAUGGCAAAUGCAAGGAGUUCUUCUCAAACCACCAGUGGGUAAAGGAUGAGACUGAGGAGGAUAAAGAUGGCCCCAUCAAGGAAGAAACCAGAACUCCCUUAAGUGUCCCCUACAGCAUGGACAGCAGGAGUCAAGACACUGAGAUCAGAAGUCGGACAGCGGGUGCAGGUCUGCGAAACACCCAAGCCGCCUUCCCCGCCCAGGGCCAGGCGCCCCCCAAGGAGGCGGAGGAGCAGGAGCACACACUCCCGCCCUGGAAGCCCUUCCUGGUCCACGUGUGCAUGGCCACCGUGCUCACGGCCGGAGCGUACCUCUGCUACAGGGUGUGUUUCCACUGACCGAGGCGAGGCGAGGCGCAGCGAGCCCGGGAAGCACUGGCCGCAGCCCGGUGUUCGGAUACACCGGAUACACCGGAUACACCGCUGCAGAGCGUCUGAGCCAGUGUCAGAAGGCACGGAUCAAAGGUGUUUCAAGUCUGCAACUGUGGAAGGGCUAAAGAGAGAAGUAAGGGUUGCUGCACUGGGGUUUUAAGGAGCCCUGUGGUCCCAAGAAUAUAAGAGUCUAAUCUCAGGGCCUUAACCUAUUCAGGAGUAAGUAGAGAAAAUGCCAAAUAUGUCUCUCUCUCUCUCUCUCUCUCUCUCUCUCUCUCUCGCUCUCUCUCUCUCUCCCCCUCUCCCUCUCUCCCUCUCUCCCUCCCUCCUUCCCACUCUCUUCUUCCCCACCUCCUCUUUCUCUCUCUGUCCCUUUCUCUUUUUUUGUUGUUCAUUUGUUGUUGAAAAAAUAGAAUUACAACACAUUGUUGUUUUUAACCUUUAUAAAAAGCAGCUUUUUGUUAUUUCUGGAAAAAAGACUAGGCACUUACAAAACUUUCUUGUACCCUUACUAGGUGGUGUAAUGAGAUACACAAUUUAUAUUUGAUUUCCCAGGGAAAGAACCCCAAACUUUUACGAAUGUAAACUUCCUUGGAGAAGAGGGUUAGGACACUGCGGGCCCCUCCGCCGCGCACCCUGAGCCUAGACAGUGCCUGUGAGCUUUCCUUUUCCAAGAAGAGAACACCACAGGGCAUCUCUAGAAAACAGAGUGCAGCUUCCGCGUUGCUCAGGGUGUCCCUGCUCAUUUCCCCACCGAUCCCUCCUUGUGACAGCCUUCUCACUCAUGCACCGGCCCUCACCACCAUUCCUGCAGGCCCCUGCUCGGAGUCAGGUUCACCCCAGGCUGGCUGCUGGCAUUUCACCCCAUGGUUUCCACUUCAUUUAGAGAAUAAGUGCCAUUUUGGUAAAAAUCCACACUUUAGAAGCUUGCUGCUGUUACAGGAUGGGGAGGGCCGGGGUAGCCUUAGCAACCAUGGAAAAUGUCUCACAGGGCUUUUUUCAUCCAUUGAAAUAUUUACCUCUUUCCAGGUGGCCAUCUUCCAGUGUGUCGGAUGGUUUAGGAGGAGGCAAACAUUUUUUCCUUAGGGGUGAUUUUUGGGGAAGAGGUCAUUGGAAAAAAACCCCAAUUCCCCUCAGCUAGUGGCUCCCUUGGAGGUGGGUGUGGCCGGGGUCAUGCAUGAGUCACAUGCCUCUGCCGCAUGGGUCUGGGCUCAUCCGAAAUGUUUGGUUCCAUUCCAGUUCCUGUUCAACAGCAACACUUAACCUGACCCUCCCCCACCUCACCCAGUGUCCGGCCCUGCUCCCAGGCAUGCCGUGGUAGGUAAGGGCCGCUGGGCAGCCAGCGUAGAGAGCCGGGCCUGGAAGUGUACGCUCUGCACUCAGACCCCCUCUCUGGGCGGUGUGUCUCCCCCUUCUCCUUUUGCUUCCCCUCCUCCUUCCAUGAGACCCAAAUCCACAACCACUUUUGGAAAGAGCAAAGAAGACCGCCCUGGUGGCACAGCGGGUGGCGGCCCUCUCAUCUCCGGCUCUGCCCAGCUGAGCACUCCCUGUCGGUGUGUCCUGGAGGGCUGCACACCACCUUUCCCCCAGAGGUCUCCAUGCUGCGUAUGUGGACUAAGCCUCUCCGCUCUUUAUUUAUUUUUAAUUUUUUCCCCAAGGGCAUCCAUACUGCACUAGCAUUUCCUUAAGCCAAUAAUGUAUUAAAAUUUUUUGAUGUCAGCCUGCAUCAGGGGCUUUAUCAAAAAGUACAGUCAUAAAUCCUCAGGUAGUACUGGGAAUGCAAGACUGCCGUGAGCCUGCUGCGUGAGCCCAGUGCUGGGAAGGAGGAUGAUUGUAAGCAGUCAUUGUGUAGCAAUGUUGUGGGUACUGUGAGAAGAUAGAACAAUGCUAUAAUAUAUAAUGAACACUUGGGUAUUUAAUAAGAUACACGAUGUGGGAUGACUUUGUCCCGGGUCUUCUCCUCCCCCAUUAUCCACUAGGACCUUGUUCUCAAUCACCACUUUCCCUGUGUGUUAGAAUGCAUGUACAGCCUUCUGUGUCCCCGUGAAAUACCACGUGCUUGAAACGAGAGACUUAGGGUCCUGCUUACUAAUGGGCCCGUGUCCGAGUCCGGUCCCCUCUGCAUGAUCUGACCAUCACAUGACUGUGGUUCCUAAGGCUGUUGCUGAAGUAACCGCCAUUCCGCAGGACAGCGAUGAUGAUUUCCAGUAGCACAUCAUGGCUUAAUUCCUGCCAUGACACUCUGGUCACUUCCUGGUGAGGCCCGGCCCGUCCUGUCUAGCCGGGUUCGCUGUAACAGACAUUCCAAGGGUAUGGCCAGCCAUAUUCACACCUCACGCUCUGGACAUUCAGGCAGACAAGGUCCCCGCCCCGCCCCUGGGAUGGGCCUCUUCCACUCCAAGCCUGUGCUGCCCUGGAGCAGACUGUGGUGUGGAGGCACCGCAGCCACGGGAACCCCCUCCCCGGGACAGCCUGGGUGAUGGUCCCUAGAGUCAGCCUGCGGCCUCUCGUGUCCGUCCUAGCUCACCUUGCCCCUAGUGUCUGCCUGCCCUUGAGCCCCAUGGGGACUGACGGUGCUCACAACUCUUCCUCAAGAGGAACUUAAGACCUCCACAUUCGGUGGCUUUUUUAACAAGAAACAAAAAGGCAGCUGUAGCUCCCAAGCUGCUCUCUUGCCAGCGUUUUCACACUUUGCCUUUCACGUGGGAGAAGCCAGUACAGAGCGAUUCCGUGGCAGGAAUAUUUGAGGUGCAGCCAUGGUGAGGUGUGGAUACGGCUUGCUGCCGGGCUGUGAGCAGUUUUGAGUUGGGCUUGUUUUCUUAGGGUCCUGUAUCUGUGUGUAGUCGUUUGGGUGUGGAUAUAACUUUCCAGUGGCUGUCCUGGUUUCAGCUCCUGUCCUUGGGGGCAGGUGGCUCUCCAUCUUGUCAUGCAUAUGUUAGAGAGGUAGCGAGCUGCUCUGCUAUAUGCCUUAAGCCAAUAUUUACUCAUCCGGCCAUUGUUUUUUACAGUGGCCGCAGAAUAAACCAUUUUUACAAAAAUAAAAACAAAAAAAGUGAGGUGUUCGGUAUAAAUACCUUUUCAGGUGUGUGUAUAUGUGGAUGCAUGACCGGUGGGUGGGGGGCGUUCUCAGGGUCUUCUGUGACCUCACAGAACUGUUAUACUGUACAGUUUUCCAACUUGCCAUAUCAAUGAUGGGUUUGCAUUUUAGUUGCAACAAUAAAAACUUUUUUUCUAAA